Messenger RNA from Helianthus annuus (common sunflower), 1611 nucleotides. RefSeq names its product glucan endo-1,3-beta-glucosidase. Lineage: Eukaryota; Viridiplantae; Streptophyta; Magnoliopsida; Asterales; Asteraceae. The transcript is spliced from 4 exons. Gene Ontology annotation, molecular function: hydrolase activity, hydrolyzing O-glycosyl compounds. Gene Ontology annotation, biological process: carbohydrate metabolic process. Bases 83 to 1426 code for a protein of 447 amino acids. Gene Ontology annotation, cellular component: plasma membrane. The record is from RefSeq and is a predicted model, not a curated record.
CGGUCAACACUCAACAAAUUCCACCCCUACAUAUUCACCUCCAUUCAUCACUUUUUCCCAUCAUCUCCAACAACAAAAAAACAUGAACCUCAUUCCAAUCCUCUUCCUCCUCCUCGUACUGCCGGCCGCCGUGAUCCCCAUCGGCGUCAACUACGGCACUCUGGGCAACAACCUCCCAUCCCACACCGAAGUCGCCAACUUCCUCAAAACCCGCACAAUCAUCGACCGCGUCAAAAUCUUCGACACCAACCCCGACAUCAUCAAAGCCUUCGCCAACACCAACAUCCUCGUAACCGUCACUGUCCCUAACGGCGACAUCCCCUCUUUAACCAACCCCCGUAACGCCAUCCGUUGGGUCAACACCCACAUCAAACCCUAUCACCCAGCAACCAAAUUCCACUACAUCUGUGUCGGCACUGAGGUUCUCCACUGGGGCCCGCAGAACCUCGUGGAUAACCUCGUACCUGCGAUGAAGGUGUUACAUGCGGCGUUGGUGAAAACUGGGAUGAGUGAUGUUAAGGUUUCGAGCCCGCAUUCGCUUGGGAUUUUGUUGGAGUCUAACCCGCCGAGUAAUGCGUCGUUUAGACCCGGGUGGGAUGUGGGUAAUCUUGCCCCGAUGUUGCAGUUUUUGAGGAAGACAAAAGCUGGGUUUAUGGUUAAUCCGUAUACGUAUUUUGGGUAUUCUCCCAAGUAUGAGGAUUUUUGCUUGUUUAAACCUAAUGGUGGAUUGUUUGAUAAAGCUACCGGAAAAAGGUAUACGAACCAGUUUGAUCAACUAAUGGACGCGGUAUACGUUUCAAUGAAAAAGUUGGGGUACCCAGAUGUGGAAAUAAUUGUAGCAGAGACAGGGUGGCCAUCAGGUGGGGACCCACAAAACACGCAUGCGAAUCCUGUGAAUGCGGCGGCGUACAACGGUGGUUUGUUGAAAAAAGUGACUUCCGGCGCCGGAACACCGUUGAUGCCCGGAAGAAAGUUCGAGACAUACAUAUUUUCGCUGUUUAAUGAGAAUCUGAAAGGGCCGUCGUUGGAUGAGCAGAAUUUUGGGCUUUUUAGACCGGAUUUUACCCAAGUGUAUGAUAUCGGGAUCUUGCGGGGACCACAGGAAUUACCAACAGGCCCAUCAGGCCCAUCACCAAAGCCUGCAGCACCGGCCCAAGGAAAGAAGUGGUGUGUACCUAAAUCAAAUGCAACUCCUGCUGCACUCCAGUCCAACAUAGACUAUGUCUGCAGUCAUGGUACGGAUUGCAGGCCCAUUCAGGCUGGCGGGGCCUGCUUUCAGCCCAAUAAUGUUCGGGCUCAUGCGGCGUUCGUUAUGAACUCUUUCUAUCAGUCCAAUGGCCGUCACGACUUUAAUUGUGAUUUUGCUCAAACCGGUGUCAUCACCUUCACCGAUCCAAGUAAUGGCUCGUGUAAGUAUCGUGCUUAAGCUAGGGAUGAACAAAACAACAAGACAACGAGGAUUGAACAAGGGCAGGAGAGGGCAUGCAAUUGUUUUGUUGAGGUUGUGAUUGAUUAUUCUUUUGUUGUAACAUCUAAUCUAUUGAGCUUAUGAUGCCCAAAUAGUAUCUUUAUUUAAUCAUCAUGCAUCCCCUUUAGGAUUUAUUUUGGUCA